Penicillium cinerascens is the source of this 366-nucleotide messenger RNA. RefSeq lists its product as uncharacterized. Bases 1 to 366 code for a protein of 121 amino acids. NCBI's taxonomy places the organism in Eukaryota, Fungi, Ascomycota, Eurotiomycetes, Eurotiales, Aspergillaceae. The record is from RefSeq and is a predicted model, not a curated record. The transcript has a single exon.
AUGCUCUACAAUGCCCUAAUCCGCACCCACCACAUCACCUCGCGCAAAAAAGUGGCCGCGCUCAAACGCGCCGCCGACACGCACCAAUGCUUCGUGCUUCUCCGCUCUGGCGGAUGCCCGGGCAUCAUGUACGUGGAGGGCCAGGACCAGGCACGGGUCGAAUCGUGGGUUGGGGAAGUUCGUAAACUUCGCUAUAAGGAUUUCCAGCUGGUGACGAGGCCGGCGCUGCUGGCGCACGAAGGGACGGCUCCGUCCAUGGAGAUUGACGCGGGAUUGUCGGAGGUCGCGAGCGUGAAGGAGUUCGGGAGCUGCAUGGAGAGGAGGGGGGUGUGGAUGUGGUGGAGGAAGGGGAUGGGAUAUGCAUGA